Chaetomium fimeti is the source of this 1819-nucleotide messenger RNA. Its product is annotated as glycoside hydrolase family 7 protein. The transcript has 3 exons. The coding region runs from base 297 to 1547 and encodes 416 amino acids. The record is from RefSeq and is a predicted model, not a curated record. Gene Ontology annotation, molecular function: hydrolase activity, hydrolyzing O-glycosyl compounds. NCBI's taxonomy places the organism in Eukaryota, Fungi, Ascomycota, Sordariomycetes, Sordariales, Chaetomiaceae. Gene Ontology annotation, biological process: carbohydrate metabolic process.
CGAGUGCCUAGAGAGUAAUAGAGAGUAACGGAGGUGAGGGCGGUUGGCUCCGACGUCAUCGUCGGGCCGGGGGCCGGACCCGUCCCGGUCUCUAGGCCCCGGAGCCAACAACUCCCCCUCCGGCCUCCAAGAACGGCGAUCCAACUCCCCGCCAAGUAGCCGGCGGAGGCCCGCCGUGUAUCCCCUGUUCCUAGGAACCCCCAGGGUUAAUCUGUUAUUAAAAUGGGGGUUCACCCCCAGCCAUCCAUCCACCUCUUCGACGCUCCCAUCCCUUCAUCACAAGUCGUUCAAUCAUCAUGGUUUACACGUACCCGGGCUUCCUCGCCCUUCUUCUGCCUGCUCUCGCAGCCGCGCAGCAAAUUAGCACCGCCGUGCCCGAAAAGCAUUUGAAGCUGCCGACUCAAAAAUGCACACUCAAGGACGGGUGCAAGACCUUCGAGACGGCUGUGGUCCAUGAUGCCCUCUGGCGCAAGCUUCACAAAGUCGACGACCCUAGUACCCCGUGCUGGCUCGGCAGUCCUGACUGCACCGACGUGGAGGCAUGCGCAAAGAACUGCGCGCUCGAAGGAGUGGACUAUGCUGUCCGCGGUGUGGCCACGGAGGGAGACGCCAUCACACUGAGCCAGUUCGUCAAGGCCCCCGAUGGAAGCCUCACCGUCGGUAGCCCGAGGGUGUUUCUUGUGGCUCCCGAUGGAAAGAACUACGAGCCUUUCAAAUUGCUGAAUCAGGAGUUCACCUUUGACGUCGACUUGUCGAAGUUGGUGUGUGGCAUGAAUGGCGCUCUGGUUAUCGGCGAGAUGGACAUGACCGGGGCACGGAGUGAGCUGAAUCCCGCUGGUGCCGAGUACGGAACUGGCUACUGCGAUGCCCAGUGUGCGCAGCACGACUGGAUCGAAGGCAUAGCAAACAUCGACCACAAAUACGGCGCGUGCUGCAACGAGAUGGACAUAUGGGAGUCGAAUUCCCUUUCUCAAGCACUCACACCCCACUCGUGCAACAUCACGGGCCUGUACAAGUGCACCAGCGAGGAGGAGUGCGGCCAGGACGUCGGCGUGUGCGACGAGUGGGGAUGCAGCUACAACCCAUACCUGAACGGAGCUCACGACUACUACGGUCCGGGCCUGAAGGUCGACACGAAGCGCAAAUUCACCGUCAAGACGAUAUUCGUCACCGACAAUGGCGAGGCAACCGGCACGCUGACCGAGAUCCAAAGAGUGUACAUCCAGGACGGCAAGGUGAUCGAGAACCAGUCCACGACCGUCGGAGGCGAGGAAGUGUCGGCCAUCACCGAUGGGUACUGCAACGCGACCGCGUCGUGGUUCCAGCAGCGCGGUGGGUUGCCGACUAUGGGAGAAGCGAUUCAGAGGGGCAUGGUCUUGCAUAUGGUCAUCUGGAAUCACCCCGACACUUUCAUGAACUGGCUGGAUAGCGGUGAUGCUGGGCCAUGCAACGCGACCGAGGGCGACCCGGCAUUCAUUGAGAAGAAUCACCCGGACACGGCUGUCACUUUCUCGAACUUCAAAUGGGGUGAUAUUGGGUCGACUUAGGGUAUGUAACAUGAAAGCUCAUGUCCCAGAUUAAGAGCGUUCAAUAACAGUACCACCUUUAGCAGAAGGUCGACCACCCCCGCCCUGCCUAGAUUGAAAGCAUAUUUAUAAGGAUGCGCCCAGGUGCCCGACGUACCACAGCAGCAUGGAGGUCAAGUCACACUGCAUGUUUGUAGCCUGCAGCCGUACCUAAAUGCGACGAUCCUUGAGCUGGCAACUUUGAGGGGUACUUGCCGCCUCCACAUUUUCCCUCCAACGGACACUGGAUGUUG